CCGUGCGCCUCAGAGCCGCAGUUCUCCCGUGAGAGGGCCUUUGCGGUGAGCCAAACACAUUAGCUCAGCAGCGGAAGACUCCGAGUUCUCGGUACUCUUCAGGGAUGAGUCAUGUGGCGGUGGAAAAUGCGCUCGGGCUGGACCAGCAGUUUGCUGGCCUAGACCUGAACUCUUCUGAUAAUCAGAGUGGAGGAAGUACCGCCAGCAAAGGGCGCUAUAUUCCUCCUCACUUAAGGAACAGAGAAGCUACUAAAGGAUUCUAUGAUAAAGACAGUUCAGGGUGGAGUUCUAGUAAAGAUAAGGAUGCAUACAGCAGUUUUGGUUGCCGUAGUGAUUCAAGAGGAAAGUCUAGUUUCUUCAGUGAUCGUGGAAGUGGAUCAAGGGGAAGGUUUGAUGAUCGUGGACGAAGUGACUAUGACAGCAUUGGCAGCCGUGGUGAAAGAGGUGGCUUUGGAAAAUAUGAACGUGGUGGAAAUAGUCGCUGGUGUGACAAAUCAGAUGAAGAUGAUUGGUCAAAACCACUCCCGCCAAGUGAACGCUUGGAACAAGAACUUUUUUCUGGAGGCAACACCGGGAUUAACUUUGAAAAAUACGAUGACAUUCCAGUUGAGGCAACAGGCAACAACUGUCCUCCACACAUUGAAAGUUUCAGUGAUGUUGAGAUGGGAGAAAUUAUUAUGGGAAACAUUGAGCUUACUCGCUACACUCGUCCGACUCCAGUGCAAAAGCAUGCUAUUCCUAUUAUCAAAGAGAAGAGAGACUUGAUGGCUUGUGCCCAAACAGGGUCUGGAAAAACUGCAGCAUUUCUCUUGCCCAUCUUGAGUCAGAUUUAUUCUGAUGGUCCAGGCGAGGCUUUGAGGGCCAUGAAGGAAAAUGGAAGGUAUGGGCGCCGCAAACAAUACCCAAUCUCCUUGGUGUUAGCACCAACUAGAGAAUUGGCUGUACAGAUCUAUGAGGAAGCCAGGAAAUUUUCAUACCGAUCUAGAGUUCGUCCUUGUGUGGUUUAUGGUGGUGCUGAUAUUGGUCAGCAAAUUCGAGACUUAGAACGUGGAUGCCACUUGUUAGUAGCCACUCCAGGACGUCUAGUGGAUAUGAUGGAAAGAGGGAAGAUUGGAUUAGACUUCUGCAAAUACUUGGUGUUAGAUGAAGCUGAUCGGAUGUUGGAUAUGGGGUUUGAGCCUCAAAUACGUAGAAUCGUUGAACAAGAUACUAUGCCACCAAAGGGAGUUCGCCACACUAUGAUGUUUAGUGCUACUUUCCCGAAGGAAAUACAGAUGCUUGCUCGUGAUUUCUUGGAUGAAUAUAUCUUUCUGGCCGUAGGAAGAGUUGGCUCUACCUCUGAGAACAUCACACAGAAAGUAGUCUGGGUGGAAGAGUCAGACAAACGGUCAUUUCUACUUGACCUUCUAAAUGCAACAGGCAAAGAUUCACUGACCUUAGUGUUUGUGGAGACCAAAAAGGGUGCAGAUUCUCUAGAGGAUUUCUUGUACCAUGAAGGAUAUGCCUGUACGAGUAUCCAUGGAGACCGAUCUCAGAGAGAUAGAGAAGAGGCUCUUCACCAGUUCCGCUCAGGAAAAAGCCCGAUUCUAGUGGCUACAGCAGUAGCAGCAAGAGGACUGGACAUUUCAAAUGUGAAACAUGUUAUCAAUUUUGACUUGCCCAGUGAUAUCGAAGAAUAUGUACAUCGUAUUGGCCGUACAGGACGUGUAGGAAACCUUGGCCUUGCCACCUCAUUCUUUAAUGAGAGGAACGUAAAUAUUACCAAGGAUUUGUUGGAUCUUCUUGUUGAAGCUAAACAAGAAGUGCCAUCUUGGUUAGAAAACAUGGCUUAUGAACACCACUACAAGGGUAGCAGUCGUGGACGAUCCAAAAGUAGUAGAUUCAGUGGAGGAUUUGGUGCCAGAGACUAUCGACAGAGUAGUGGUGCCAGCAGUUCCAGCUUCAGCAGCAGCCGCGCCAGCAGCAGCCGCAGUGGUGGAGGCGGCCAUGGCAGCAGCAGAGGGUUUGGUGGAGGUGGCUAUGGAGGCUUUUACAACAGUGAUGGAUAUGGAGGAAAUUAUAACUCCCAGGGGGUUGACUGGUGGGGUAACUGAACCUGCUUUGCAGUAGGUCACCCUGCCAAACAAGCUAAUAUGGAAACCACAUGUAACUUAGCCAGACUAUACCUUGUGUAGCUUCAAGAACUCGCAGUACAUUACCAGCUGUGAUUCUCCACUGAAAUUUUUUUUUUAAGGGAGCUCAAGGUCACAUGAAGAGUUGAAAGGAACAAUCAGCAGCCCUGUUCAGAAGGUGGUUUGAAGACUUCAUUGCUGUAGUUUGGAUUAACUCCCCUCCCAACCCCCAUCCCAAACUGCAUUUAUAAUUUUGUGACUGAGGAUCAUUUGUUUGUUAAUGUACUGUGCCUUUAACUUUAGACAACUUUUUAUUUUGAUGUCCUGUUGGCUCAGUAAUGCUCAAGAUACCAAUUGUUUUGACAAAAUAAAUUUACUGAACUUGGGCUAAAAUCAAACCUUGGCACACAGGUGUGAUACAACUUAACAGGAAUCAUCGAUUCAUCCAUAAAUAUUAUAAGGAAAAAACUUAUGCGGUAGCCUGCAUUAGGGCUUUUUGAUACUUGCAGAUUGGGGGAAAACAAACAACAAACGUCUUGAAGCAUAUUAAUGGAAUUAGUUUCUAAUGUGGCAAACUGUAUUAAGUUAAAGUUCUGAUUUGCUCACUCUAUCCUGGAUAGGUAUUUAGAACCUGAUAGUCUUUAAACAAGCCAUUCCAGUCAUGAUGAGGUGAUGUAUGAAUACAUGCAUACAUUCAAAGCACUGUUUUCAAAGUUAAUGCAAGUAAAUACAGCAAUUCCUCUUUCAAUGUUUAGGCAGAUCAUUAAUUAUGAGCUAGCCAGAUGUGGGCAUACUAUUACAGGGAAAGUUUAAAGGUCUGAUAACUUGAGAUAGGUUUUUAGGAGAAUUCAUCUACUUAGACUUUUUAAAUGCCUGCCAUAAAUGAAAUUGAAAUGGUAGAAUGGCUGACCACAGCAAUGACCAGCCCUCAUUAGGGCCCUGGAUGAUUUUUGGUCUAAUAACGCAUGCUAGUGUUGAUGUUUUUUGGUCAAGAGGGUAUGAACAGGAAGAAUUAAUGCAGCAGGCUUUAUUUUAAAUGCCGAUUUACAUUACUCUGUUCAAGCUGCGUUGAGAUGUUAAACUGGCUUACUAUAGACUUUGUAAAAAUGGCUCCAGAAGAGUAACAAACUGAAAUCUUUGAGAUCACACAGGUUGGAAAUAUGUACAUAACUGCACAAGGUGUCAAUUCUGCUAUACAGUGCAGUUUUAGUCAGUUUUAGUUGCAUAGGUUUCCAUUGUAUUUAUAGUCUGUUUAUGCUAAAUCUGGCCAAAGAUGAGCAUUGUCCACCACUAAAAUGCCUCUGCCACUUUGAAUUCUGUGCUAAUUUUGUGGCCAGAAUGCGGUGAUCAAAACGCUCAAUCUUUUUACAGUGGCAUAGGAAGAUGGCAAAAAUUUCCUAAAGUGCAAUAGAUUUUCAAGUGUAUUGUGCCUUGUUCUAAAACUUUUAUUAAGUAGGUGCACUUGACAGUAUUGAGGUCAUUUGUUAUGGUGCUAUUUCAAUUAGUCUAGGUUUAGGCCCUUGUACAUUUUGCCCAUAACUUUUUACAAAGUACUUCUUUUAUUGCACAUUCAGAGAAUUUUAUAUAUAUGUCUUGUGUGCGUGUCCUUAAACUUCCAAUCUUAUUUUGUCUCUUGGAGAUUGUUGAACGCAGCUUGUCUAGGAAGGGGAUGGGACUAGAUUCUAAAAUUUAUUUGGGACCAUGGGAAUGAUAGUUGGGAAGAAAACUAUUUGCACACGACAGAUUUCUAGAUACUUUUUGCUGCUAGUUUUAUGUAAUAUUUAUUGAACAUUUUGACAAAUAUUUAUUUUUGUAAGCCUAAAAGUGAUUCUUUGAAAGUUUAAAGAAACUUGACCAAAAGACAGUACAAAAACACUGGCACUUGAAUGUUGAAUGUCACCGUAUGCGUGAAAUUAUAUAUUUCGGGGUAGUGUGAGCUUUUAAUGUUAAGUCAUAUUAAACUCUUAAGUCAAAUUAAGCAGACCCGGCAUUGGCAGUGUAGCCAUAACUUUCUGAUGUUAGUAAAAAUAAAAUUGGCGACUUUAAAUUAAAUCAUGCCAAGGUUUUGAUACACUUGUCUUAAGAUAUUAAUGAAACACUUCAAAACACUGAUACGAAGUGUCCAGAUUCUCAGAUAUUGUGUGAGUUUUGUUUCGUUGUGUGUAUUUUUUUUUUCAGUGAAUGUCUGGCUCAUUGCAAUCCUCAAACAUGUGGUUAUCUUUGUUGUAUUGGCAUAAUCAGUGACUUGUACAUUCAGCGAUAGCAUUUGAGCAAGUUUUAUCAGCAAGCAAUAUUUUCAGUUAAUAAGGUUUCAAAAAUCACAUGAGUGGAUUUAAACUUGCUGAAUGUGAAGAUUGAACCUCAAGUCACUGUAGCUUUAGUAAUUGCUUAUUGUAUUAGUUUAGAUGCUAGCACUGCAUGUGCUGUGCAUAUUCUGAUUUUAUUAAAAUAAAAAGUUGAACUGCACAGUCUC
Molecule: messenger RNA, 4584 nt
Organism: Physeter macrocephalus (sperm whale)
Lineage: Eukaryota; Metazoa; Chordata; Mammalia; Artiodactyla; Physeteridae
Gene: DDX3X
Product: DEAD-box helicase 3 X-linked
Exons: 17
Coding region: 105-2093 (662 amino acids)
Biological process (GO): cell differentiation; gamete generation
Cellular component (GO): nucleus; P granule
Molecular function (GO): RNA binding; RNA helicase activity; ATP binding
Source: RefSeq, a predicted model, not a curated record